This is a messenger RNA of Hyla sarda, 762 nucleotides long. Its product is annotated as CD5 antigen-like. The coding region runs from base 1 to 696 and encodes 231 amino acids. The transcript is spliced from 5 exons. Gene Ontology annotation, cellular component: membrane. Lineage: Eukaryota; Metazoa; Chordata; Amphibia; Anura; Hylidae. The record is from RefSeq and is a predicted model, not a curated record.
AUGAGGGAAGCAGGGCUGAUACUGGUGGCCUCAUUCUUGGGGUCUGCAUUCUCAGAAGAACUCUUGAAAGUCAAGCUGGUUAGUGGGAAAAAUCGUUGCACUGGGAGGCUGGAGGUGGAACAAGAUGGAGAAUGGGCGACUGUGUGCGAUUAUAACUGGAGCCGACUUAACUCUAAGGUGGUGUGCAGACAGCUGAAUUGUGGGGCACCCAAAUUCAUUAUGCCCUGUGGCCGCCAAAAAAAAGGAGUCGGCGACAUCUGGAAACAUGAGGUGAAAUGCAGUGGGGACGAGCAGUCUCUGUCUGAAUGCCCAGCGUCCCCUGCUAUUCAACAAGUCUGUGUCCACAAGAACGAUGUCUGGGUGAAUUGCAGAGAACCCUUUGAGGUCAGACUUGUGGAUGGGCCCAGCAGAUGCACUGGAAGGUUGGAGGUCUAUCACGAUGGCCAGUGGGGCAGUGUAUGUGACGACCACUGGGACGACAGAGACGCCAAUGUUACCUGUAGUCAGAUAAGAUGUGGACCCUGCCAGCCAUACAAGCGGAGGAGGAAGAGGUUUGGUCAGUCGCAUGGAAAAAUCUGGCUUGAUGAUGUCGAGUGCAAUGGAGAUGAAACAUCACUGGAGAAAUGCAAGCACAGAGUGUGGUCCUACCAUGACUGUACCCAUCAGGAGGACGUGAGUGUGUACUGCACAGGAUGAAGAAAAAAAUAAGACUUAUUACGUACACUGGAAAUAUCUUACACUUCCAAUACAACAAUUUUCUUU